CCAAACAUCUGUCACUCGACUUUAAAUCCCAACCCCAUCUCCUUUUGUCAAUUUCAAAACAACACAUUGGUCCCACUACCCCUCAAUCAAAAGCUUCUUUAUCUUCUUUACUUACCUUUAACCUAUGAAUCCAUUUCAUAGGUUUAUUUAAGAAACAUCCAUCUUCAUCUUCUACAUUAUUAGUAAUACUGGCUUCUGAAACAUCCAUCUUCAUCUCUUCCAUCAUUGGUAAUACUUGCUACUGAGGUUUUUCUUCAUUCCACUUCUUUGAAGAUGCUUUCCCUUCCCCCACCACCACCACCACCUUGGACUCCACCCCGAAAGCAAACCAUGAAUACAACUCCUCUCAACCAAAUUGUCAUAACAAAGCCAGCCAUGAAUAAACAAAGUGUAUCAUCAGAUGAGCAAAAUGGUAGCGCAAAAACACUGAGAGAGCAACCAAUACUCCGGCAACCUCGUAGGACCAACCCAAUGGUAUGGUGUGCUGCCAUCCUGUGUCUCAUAUUCAGCCUUCUUCUCAUCUUCUUCGGAAUUGGAACUUUGAUCAUCUUUCUUGACGUCAAACCAAGAAACCCAGUGUUUGACACCCCUUCUGCAAGCCUCAAUGUCAUCUACUUUGAUUCCCCGCAGUAUUUCAACGGUGAUUUCACCUUCCUUGCAAAUUUCUCUAACCCAAACCGGAAACUCAAUGUAAGAUUCGAGAACUUAGAUAUAGAGCUCUACUUUUCUGACAGUCUCAUAGCAAGACAAGCUCUUCAGACGUUCAGUCAGAGGCAAGGAGAAACAAGGUUGAUAGCUGUCCACUUGAUAUCAAGCUUGGUGUAUUUGCCCCAAAAUCUUUCAUUGGAACUCCAAAAGCAGGUACAGAGCAACAGGGUUAGUUACAACAUAAGAGGAACAUUUAGAGUGAGAGCUACUCUAGGUCUGAUUCAUUACUCAUAUUGGUUGCAUGGGAGAUGCCAGUUAGAAAUGACUGGUCCACCAACUGGUGUUCUAAUCACUCAUAGUUGCAAAACCAAGAGAUGAGAUUGCAGAACAAUCUUUUACCAUGUUUUUCAAUUUUCCUAUACUGUGUGGAUUGAGAAUUAAAUCGCUGUUUCCACAUGUAUAUAUAUUGAUGUGAUGCCUAUCUUAAGGACACGACAAUUCUUUCUGGGUUGUACUUAAACAAGCUUAAAGGGUGUUUUUUCACAAA
Messenger RNA from Cornus florida, 1195 nucleotides. RefSeq lists its product as uncharacterized. The coding region runs from base 274 to 1026 and encodes 250 amino acids. NCBI's taxonomy places the organism in Eukaryota, Viridiplantae, Streptophyta, Magnoliopsida, Cornales, Cornaceae. Gene Ontology annotation, cellular component: plasma membrane. The transcript has a single exon. The record is from RefSeq and is a predicted model, not a curated record.